AUUUCGAAGAGUGGUGCACUUUCGCUGAGGUUGAUUGUGCGGUGUCUUGAAGUCAAGCUGCGGACACAUGCAUAAGAGAAUGGGGCGAUUGAGCUCAACGUCAUGGGUUACAUCACUGGUUAGACGGACGGUGAUGUUAAGGAAGCUUAGCGGUGGGCCACACUGCAGGGUUCAUCGAUGUGAGAGUCAGCGGAUGCUGCAUCUUGUACGACCUCCCACUGGUGGCUGCAGCGCGAGGAACGAUUCCGCGGCUCGCCCCACUUCGGUCUACCACGCUUUCAUGUUCACCCUUCCUCCUUCUUCACGGAUCCACUAACCCCAAUCAUCCGGCCAGGCAUAUAGCGGAUAUGGAUUCCACACCCACACAAUGCCACAUUCAUGUAUCACACCCCCGUCAUACCUGCGAGGGCUGCGAAUCAGAUUCCACAUUCGACCGCAAAACAAGGCGCAAAUAGUGAAAUGAAUCAGCUACUAGACGCUCGCAUUCAUCAAAGGUCGCACCUCGCUCUCCGACUCAGACGUCCUUCUCGAUUGAAUGGUUGGAAGCUGCGCUUCAUGAGGGUGUCAAUGAAGGUGAUGUAGCCCGUGACAGCCCCUUUCAUGGAACCCUCGGGGUGCGUACGUCUGCUAUGAAAGGGUGCCUAUAGGCGUCAUAGUAGAUUUAGAGAUACGUAUGGAUACACUCAACAUCCUGAUUCGAAUGCUUGCCAUUACAAUCUUCGAAGUUACCGUGCACACCCAGUUGAAGAUCCGAGCACGGUAUCCAAUUGAGCUUGGCUACGUUUCCCAAGUCGACCGUCUCACAAAUACGUGGCGUCAGGACGACCUUAUUCGUCAAGGCGGCAAGUACAGGCACAAACUCACACGUAUACUGCUACGCAGUGUUACGCGUCUCUUCC
Molecule: messenger RNA, 899 nt
Organism: Stereum hirsutum FP-91666 SS1
Lineage: Eukaryota; Fungi; Basidiomycota; Agaricomycetes; Russulales; Stereaceae
Exons: 6
Coding region: 68-316 (82 amino acids)
Source: RefSeq, a predicted model, not a curated record